AUGAUAAAGCGGAUGAUUUCUAUGCUUUUAUUUGGCUUUUAAUUGCCAUCUCCAUGAUAUUAAAUGUUAUUCCUGUUACCUCAAACACCAAUUCUAUCACACUGAUCAAAACUACUCCUAAACAUUCUUGGAAUGAAAUUGUUCGAUUCAAUAGAGAUUAUCUUAAGUUUAGAUACGAAAAUUUAAUCCGUGGCUCUGAUCAAUAUGCCCUUAAUAAACUCGUAUCUGCUGAAAAAAGAUCUAAAAGCGUUAAUUUAACAGAAUCUGAGGAUUCAAUUGGAUUCUAUGGAUCUGUCGUUAUAGGUGGUCAAAAAUUUAACGUUAUGUUCGACUUAUUUAGUUCUGAUCUUUUGGUUCCUUUAGCGCCUUGUUGUAUUAGCCCCAAUAAAUUUAACGAAAGUUUAUCGAAAACAUUUAGACACAUUGGUAAAAAAUUCACUGCUUUUUUCGGACUUACAGAAGCCGAUGGUGUUCUUGGAGAAGAUAAUCUUUUAGUAGGCGGGAUAAAAUCUGACCAAAUAUUCGGUCUUAUAACUUCAGAAAAUGGAUUUUUUUUGUUAGCUGAAUAUGACGGUAUAUUUGGUUUGGGUUUAGAUAGUCUUAGUCAGUUCAAUACUACGUCGCCUUUUUCAAAAAUGGUUAAACAGAAGGCCGUAAAAAAUCCUUAUUUUAGUCUUCAUUUAAAUGGUGAGGGCGACGCGGGAACAUUAACUCUUGGCGACAUUGACACAACUAAAUUCACCGGUAAACUUAAUUACCAUAAAGUAUCUACAGUUAAAGGUAAAUAUGUGAUUUGGAUGACUAAUUUGGACGACAUUUCUAUUAAUGCAAUUAAAGGAUCAAAAUUGAUAUUUGAUGAUGCUGGAGGAACCUAUGUUGUGCCCUGUAACACAACUGAUAAAGUAGAAUAUAUAUUUAGUGGAAUUAAUUAUCCUUCAAACCCGAUCUUUGCGCUGUCAGGUAGUAGUUUUUGUAUUUCUUCAGUUCAAUAUGAAGAUUUUGUUGAUGAUAAUACUUUUAUUAUUGGAGGCUCAUUUUUAAGAGAUGUUUACUCAGUUUAUAACAUAAAAGAUUUUACGAUUGGACUUGCUCCCAUAUCUAAAUAA
Racocetra persica is the source of this 1106-nucleotide messenger RNA. The record is from the annotation of a GenBank genome assembly. NCBI's taxonomy places the organism in Eukaryota, Fungi, Glomeromycota, Glomeromycetes, Diversisporales, Gigasporaceae.